Molecule: messenger RNA, 4071 nt
Organism: Plectropomus leopardus (leopard coralgrouper)
Lineage: Eukaryota; Metazoa; Chordata; Actinopteri; Perciformes; Serranidae
Gene: lclat1
Product: lysocardiolipin acyltransferase 1
Biological process (GO): phosphatidylinositol acyl-chain remodeling
Cellular component (GO): endoplasmic reticulum; endomembrane system
Molecular function (GO): acyltransferase activity
Source: RefSeq, a predicted model, not a curated record
ACAAGUUGAGAGGUCGUGUUAGCAAAACGGCAAGGCGGCUACACUUUUGCUGCAGUCAUAGUGAGUAUAGUCAGGCACUGAACGAAAGCGAAAUUGUCGUGGACUAUUAUAUCUCGAAAAACACAUUUAUUGCGAAACUGUCAACGGGCGUCUGCUUUGAGGACUCGUAAACGCUAAUAAGAUUAGCCAACGGUAGCAGGCUGCUAGCUGGCUUGCUAAGCUGCUAUGUCGCAACCAAGUGCUUGGACUUACUGGAGCUAACAUAACUAGCUCGCCUGGCUAACACUAACUUUAAAUUCUGCAGGAAAACUGAAAGAUGGCUGUGUCGGUGCGGGGCCUGUACUUUGUGGUGACCCUGUUCUUGGGUAGUUUCUUUGGAAGUAUCUACAUGCUGGGUCCAGUGUUGCCACUCAUGCUGCUGUCUCCUGCUUGGUACCGCUGGAUCACUGAUCGCAUCGUCGCUACCUGGCUCACCUUGCCUGUGUCGUUGCUGGAGCUGGUAUUUGGGGUGAAGGUGGUGAUAACAGGUGACGGCUUCAUUCCGGGGGAGCGAAGUGUGAUCAUCAUGAACCACCGGACCCGUCUGGACUGGAUGUUUCUGUGGUGUUGUCUGCUCAGAUACAGCUACCUUCGUCUGGAGAAGAUCUGCCUCAAGGCUGCCCUUAAGGCUGUGCCUGGCUUUGGCUGGGCAAUGCAGGUGGCCUGCUUCGUUUUUAUUCAGCGUCGCUGGGAGGCGGACAAGAAGCACUUGGAGAACAUGCUGGACUACUUCUGUGACAUCAGAGAGCCCCUGCAGCUGCUACUGUUCCCAGAGGGCACAGACCUCACUGAAAAUACAAGAGCAAAGAGCGAUGUGUUUGCUGCUCAGAACAACCUGCCAAAAUUUGAGUAUGUGCUGCAUCCUCGCAGCACUGGAUUCACCUUCAUCGUGGACAGACUACGAAAAGGAGACAAUCUGGAUGCCGUCCAUGAUAUUACAGUCGCGUACCCCAAGAACAUCCCUCAGACCGAACGCCACCUAAUCUUGGGUCUCUUCCCCCGUGAGAUCCACUUUCAUGUCCGCCGCUACCCAGUGGCUUCGUUGCCCACCUCCUCCUCUGAGCUGGAGUCUUGGUGUCGAGAGCGCUGGGCUGAGAAGGAGAGCCGUCUGCGGGACUUCUACUUAGGCCAGCCCCGGGGCUUCGAUAGGGAAGGUGUUGCACGCGUGCCUCCUUGUAAGACGGAGCUGCGAGUGAGUCUGAUCAAAGCCGCCUCGCUGCUGUACUGGAGCAGCUUCAUUGCUCUGUGCUUCACCGGCCUGUGGCUGUGGGCUCCGUUCAGGCUCUACUGCCUGGUCAUGGUCGGAGUUUAUAUGGCCCAGCAGAAGCUGAUCGGAGGGCUGGAGCUGCUGGAGUUGGCCUGCCAUCGAUACUGGAAGUCCAUGACUGCCGAUGUGGAUGAGAAGAGUAAAAUGCUAGAUGGGAAGAUGCAGUGAGGAUGGAAGACCGGGUCGACUGGACAAGAUGUUUCCAUCUGUGCUCAGCAAGGACACUGAGAUGUCUUAGCCCGUUCAGUCCAGAGGGCGAGAGGAUCCUCCAUGCCUCCAAUGCUCCAUGCCUUAGAAAGGGAGUUCACUUCCCAACGGUAUGCAUGGCUUCAGUGCAGAGAGCUUCUGUUGGAGAAGAAAAACAGGAAUGUUAUUUACAUAUAUCCGUGUUGGAUUCACGGAAUUCAUCACAAGUAAUGCGUCACUUGCCCUUUUUAUGUCUCUCCUUGUAUAAGCUUGCUGUCAGUGCAUUUUUAUCAAUUUAUGUUGGUGGUGUUUAUUGUAGCUGUUUGUUCAGGAACCUCAGUGUGGACAUGUGUCAUGAAAACAAUGCUGUUAGUAUUUGUUACACUGUUGCCAUGUCUUUGAAACUGGUUUUAUUGUAUGCUAUGUUGCCCUUGGUUUUAUAUCGGUGUCAUAAACGACGGAGCAGAGCCAUAGUACAGACCACCUGUACAUAUGAUGACUUGACUCUAACUAAUAUUCAGAUCAGCACUGUAGUUAGCUGGAUUAGACUGAGGGGACUCAUUAAAUGAAUCAGUUUGUAGUAGUCUCUAGCAAGGACAGAAAAGGAUGUAAUUCCCAGAGAAUUACUGAGGAAUAUACAGGUAUAUAUGUGUACCAUUGUUUACCUUUAUUGGGUAUGAUUACCCUUUUAUACACACUGGGGAAUGAAGUUUCCCAGUUAGUCCUUAGUGUGAUGAUGUUAUCAUUGUGUAGGUCUUGAAACAUAAACUUAUGUUAUUCUGCUUGUUUGCUCAAGUAACUUUUGCACAUAAAAGCCAAAGGUGAGAAAUGCAGAUGUGAUUUUAAAAAGUAACCAAACAGAAUGUCUUUGUUAGGAAAGAGUAGCUUCACCCACCACUGGCCAAGGUUACCCGCAGCUACGCUGAGGUAACACUCGUAAUCAUCAACUCGUCAAGAUCAAAAGAUCUGACUCAGAUCUUAUGUCUGUAGACGCAGAUGAGCUUUGUGCCCUUUCUGGGAAUGAAGGGAUGCCUUGUAGAGGCAGGACGUGGGUGGUGCUGGGGUGGAAGAAUGUCCUGUUGGGACAACAUUACCCCUCCAUGUGCAGGGUGGCAUAGAGGACCAGACUUGGAGUGGAAAACUGGCCAUGAACUCAACCUAAUCCAAAAAAGCCCUGUAAUGCCCACCUCUGCCCGUGUCCCUCUCUAGAGGGACUGGCAUUGAUGCGCCUGCUAAACUCAAUUAGCAAAUGACAGCUGAGAAAGCUGCUCCAGUUGUGCCAAAAAAGGACAGAAAUUGAAACAAGAUUGGAGUAGCACUUUUAGCCACUGACUCUCUUUGCCACUCAUUACAAACCAUGUUAAUUCUGUGCGUCAGGAAUCAUUUGUCUUGGACAGUCGAUAGCACUUUUUGUUACACUGUGCGAUGUGUGAUCUAGAUGACCACUUCCAUUUUUUUGGGACAAAUGUAUAUUACCGAAGCAUCUUAUUUUUUGUUUAUAUGAAUCCGAAGCUCCUGUAGUUUAAGUGUAAAGGGGCUGUUUCCAGUCACUGUGAUCCAGCUGGGUGAAAGGAACACUUCACCUGCAAAAUGACCAUCUGUACAUCAAUUACUAACCACCUUGUGAAGAAAACUCUUUUUCUAGGAUCCCUCAGGGGUUAACAAAGCAUCCAAAAAAAGCCUACAUUCUUUAUGAAUUUAAAUAAACAUAAUCUGUAUUGAACAACAGCAAAGCUAUAUCAAAACAUCGGUCUAACAAGUCUCCCACAACUCAUCAUAAUAAAGUCUCAUUUGUUCAGACAUACGCUCAGCACUUCCCAAACAUGCAUUUUUCACUGAAACCUUACAAUUUAUAACUGAACGUAAGGUGAACCUUAUAGGGCUGCCCUUUAAAAGUCAGAGCCCUGUUCAAACUUUAAAACUUAACAUGGCAAAAAAACAAACAUUGAAUAUUGGUACAAACAAAUAACUAAUUCUGAGCCGGUUAAAGCCCUAAAAAAGUAUCUGUGCUCUCUUCAAAGCCAGAGUCCAGUAUUUUAUUUAUUUUAUUUUUUGUGAAAAUGCAUCUGUUUAGGAGGAACUGAGUGUAUGACUGGAUAAGUGAGACUUGGAUUACACUGCAUACGUUGUGUUAGAGUUUGGAAACAGAUAUUUUGAUAUAGUUUUGCUGUUGUAUAGUGACUUUGCACAUGAAAGCCAAUCAUGACUUAAGUUUAUGGAGUGUGUUUGUCUUUUCCUAGAUUUUCCAUUCACGAGGCAUGCGAGAAAACAUUUUUUUUCAGUAAUUCAGUUUAACAAGCAGAAAGUAACUGAUUUACAAAUGGUCAUCUUGUGGGUGAAGUAUUCUUUAACAGUUUUAUCAUCAGCAUGUAGUAGUUUUACCAAACAUGGUACUUUAUCUCUCUCCUCAAUCCUGAACCAGCCAGAAACUCUGUGUAUUACUCUUUCACCUGUGCUGUUUUUUUGUUGUUGCUCAUUUUACAAUCACUUGCUGAUGCUGGACCUUCGAAGUCACUGUCCUCAGGUAAACAGGAGUCUUACGGGAGGAAAUAUAUAUACAAAUAAAUAUACUAUAUCAA